Molecule: messenger RNA, 3120 nt
Organism: Jaculus jaculus (lesser Egyptian jerboa)
Lineage: Eukaryota; Metazoa; Chordata; Mammalia; Rodentia; Dipodidae
Gene: Znf703
Product: zinc finger protein 703
Exons: 2
Coding region: 1-1776 (591 amino acids)
Biological process (GO): negative regulation of DNA-templated transcription
Cellular component (GO): nucleus
Source: RefSeq, a predicted model, not a curated record
AUGAGCGAUUCGCCCGCUGGAUCUAACCCAAGGACGCCCGAAAGCAGCGGCAGCGGCAGCGGCGGCGGCGGGAAGAAGCCGGCGGUGCCGGCGGUGGUGUCGCUCCUGCCCCCGGCGGACCCCCUGCGCCAGGCGAACCGGCUCCCUAUCCGGGUCCUGAAGAUGCUGAGCGCUCACACCGGUCACCUCCUGCACCCAGAGUACCUGCAGCCGCUCUCCUCCACUCCGGUCAGCCCCAUUGAGCUGGACGCCAAGAAGAGCCCCUUGGCACUGCUAGCCCAGACCUGCUCGCAGAUCGGCAAGCCCGACCCGCCGCCAUCGUCCAAGCUCAACUCCGUCGCGGCCGCGGCCAACGGGCUGGGAGCCGAGAAGGACCCGGGCCGCUCCGCCCCCGGCGCCGCCCCCGCCUCCGCGGCGCUCAAGCCGCUGGCGGACGCCCCCGCCGAGGACAAGUCCAGCUUCAAGCCCUACUCCAAGGGCGCUGGCGGCGGCGACUCCCGCAAGGACGGCGGCUCCUCCUCCGUGUCCUCCGCUUCCUCUUCGUCUUCCUCGUCCCCCGGAGACAAGGCGGGCUUCAGGGUCCCCAGCGCCGUCUGCCCUCCCUUUCCCCCGCAUGGAGUGCCGGUCUCCGCGUCUUCAAACUCGUCCUCGCCGGGAGGCUCCCACGGAGGCUCCCCGCACCACUCUGACUGCAAGAACGCCGGCGGCGGCGGCGGCGGGGAGCCGGACAAGAAAGACCAGGAGCCCAAGCCCAGUCCCGAGCCAGCCGCAGUGAGCCGCGGCGGCGGCGCUGGGGACUCUGGCACCCACGGGGUCCCCGACGCUGGGGCCUCGGGGCGCAAGUCGGAGCCGCCCUCGGCUCUGGUAGGGGCCGGCCACGUGGCUCCCGUGUCACCCUACAAACCGGGCCACUCGGUGUUCCCGCUGCCGCCCUCCAGCAUCGGCUACCACGGCUCCAUCGUGGGCGCCUACGCCGGCUACCCGUCUCAGUUCGUGCCUGGCCUGGAUCCUAGCAAGUCUGGCCUUGUGGGAAGCCAGCUGUCCGGGGGGCUGGGUCUGCCACCGGGCAAGCCCCCCAGCUCCAGUCCGCUCACUGGGGCGUCCCCGCCCUCCUUCCUACAGGGAUUAUGCCGUGACCCCUACUGCCUGGGAGGCUACCACAGCGCCUCGCACCUCGCGGGCUCCAGCUGCUCCACUUGCAGCGCGCACGACCCGGCUGGGCCCGGCCUGAAGGCUGGGGGUUACCCUCUGGUCUACCCUGGGCACCCCCUGCAACCCGCCGCGCUCUCGUCCAGCGCCGCCCAGGCUGCGCUCCCGGGCCAUCCUCUCUACACCUAUGGCUUCAUGCUGCAGAACGAACCGCUGCCCCACAGCUGCAACUGGGUGGCGGCCAGCGGGCCCUGCGACAAGCGCUUUGCCACCUCGGAGGAGCUGCUCAGCCACCUACGGACUCACACGGCCUUGCCCGGCGCUGAGAAACUUCUGGCCGCCUACCCCGGGGCCUCGGGCCUGAGCAGCGCCGCCGCCGCGGCCGCCGCCGCCGCCUCUUGCCAUCUGCACCUCCCCCCUCCCACCGCCCCCGGCAGCCCGGGAUCGCUGUCUUUGCGGAGUCCACACACUUUGGGACUAAGCCGAUACCACCCCUACGGCAAGAGCCACUUAUCCACAGCUGGGGGGCUGGCAGUGCCGUCCCUCCCCACAGCCGGACCCUAUUACUCACCAUAUGCGCUGUACGGACAGAGACUGGCCUCGGCCUCCGCGCUUGGAUACCAGUAACCACAGUUCUGGCCCGUUCCAGCCCUCCCAGGCCCGUCCGCCCCUGUCCCCUCUGCCCGUUCCGCUGCAACCUCCACUACUGCUUAUCCCUGCCAGGAUCCUACCCAGACCCUCCCCACCGGACUGUGUAUUUAUUUACUGUAAUGUUAGCUUACAAGCUGGGAAUAUAAGUGCAUUAACGGCCCACACGAGUCAAUGGUAUGCAGAAAGUCUAUGUUCCCCCAAAUAAUAUUAACCACGCAGAUAACUACAUGACCCCUCCCCUCUUCCUUUCUCUCUCUCUCUCUCUCUCUCUCUCUCUCUCUCUUUUUCUGAGAUACGUUUGUUGGUUUUUCUUGUUUUUUAACUGGUUUGGUUUUAGGGACUGGAGGUAGUUAAGGUCGUUCUUCUCAUGUAGUCUCCCAUCUUGGGAGUUUCUUGCAUGGUUCUUGACUGUUAAAACUGCAUUUCUUCCCUUUCUCUUUUUCUUCCUUUCCCCUCCAUUCCCUCUUGUUUCCUUUCGUGAGAGGUUUGGAUUUUUUUUUUCUUUAUACAAGUAACAGAUUUUUGUUGUUGAAGGGGGCAGUCUUGGUGGCUGGAGGUCUUGAGCUUUAUUGAUGGGAAACUGCUCUGUAACUUUCCCCAGCAACUCUCUCCUAGAGCACUUGGUCCUGGGCCCUGCCCUCCGCCCCCACCCCCUUCACUGCAACCUUGCUCCCCCAGGUUGCCCUGAGCUCGGACAGCCCUGGCAUCACCAGCAGGCUUUCCCCCAUGGUGGGUGCAAUGGUCUCCUCCAGAGCCUGAGGUCCACCGUCCCUUCCCCGCCCUUCCUGGACCCACACCCGGCAGUAAGGCUGCAGACGGUGGGGACCUGUAGGGUGCGUCUUUCCCAUUUGAAGCAGGCCCCGCUGGCACGAAAUUUUGCUCUUUAUGUUUUGUGACGUACUUUAUGGUCCUUGUUUUUUCUUCUCCCUACUUAAGACUGUGGCCCCUCCCCUGGCGGCAGGGGCGGGGCCCGUGAUCCAAGCUGGAUUCCUCCAAAGCAGACCAGUCCCAAAGUCAGCUGACGUUACAACCUGGGUAACCCCGUCGGGGGCAGGCUGGGGACUCAGGGAGCCCUCGGGUCGCAGCAGCCCCUUCGCCCUGUCCCAGGCCUGAGCCUGCAGUCCCCAAAGCUAGCUGUGGGUUUCAAUGGGCUCCCACAGUGGCCAGGAUCGAUGACUCGACAUGGUCUUCUCCACACACCUUACCUCCCUCCCGGUCUUAUGCAGCAGCGCCGGGGCUGCGGGGCCUCUAGGGGGGUGAAUAGAGCUCUCCCUUGGUAAGACUUAUUUUGUUAAUAAAUGGAAUACUUGGCUAUAUUCA